CGUGCCGACCUCAGAGUGUGGAAGGUUGUGGAGGUGGAGUGACCGCGUCGCUCGCGUCCCGCGUCUCGCGUCUUCUUCUUCUUGGUCGUUGUCUCUGUGCUUCGCGUCCGCUCUCCAGUUCGAAAGAGAGAGAGAGAAUAGAGAUAAAAAAGAAAAGAAAGAAAGAGCAAAACUUUCUUUCUCGCACGUGACAACACGGGCUUCGAAUAAAGUUCCCCGCAAGUGGUUAGGUGAAGUGAUUUCCCUCUGAAAAGAAGAAGAAGAAAAAAAGUGUGCUUGGUAGAGGAGUGCGCGCGUACAUAGGCAUGAGUGAGGCUCCGACCGAAACCUGCCCAGAACGACGAUUGAAAUCACUGCGAUGUCCCUUUGCGAUGUGACCCCUCGAUGGCCGGCCCAGCUGGCGACGACCCGCGGUGGUGAAGAAGGACGCUGAAACAGUCAGUCUUCGGAGCCGUCGCUUGUGUCCUCUGCUGCUCGAGACAAGAAAUAAGAGUCCUCGUCCUCGCGAGUCAGUCGUCUGGAGGAGGGGAAGGAACGACCCUGAGUGAUCAGGCGCGUCCGGGAGGGAAGGAGGGGUCGUUGGGACACAUCCAUCCCGUUCCUUCAGGAGUUUCUGAGUGAUUGUUGACGCUAUGUUGGCCAGGGGGACCGCCGAAAUUGGUGGAGGCUCCUCAUUCACAAGAGCUGCUGCUACUGCCGCUGCUGCUGCGUUUGGAGCAGUAGGAGGAGGAGGGGGAGGGAGAGGAGGAGGAGGGGUCUGCGGGGUAGGACACCCCCCAAUCUCCUCCUGGAACUAUGAAAUUCUUCUCGUCUUGCUGCUGGCCAUUGGAAAUGUCAGCGCUGGGAACUGGAUGUACCUGGGAGUGGUGGGGGUGACUCCCCUCCUACCGCAAGGCGACCAGGAGGUCCAGAACGUGAGCACCUCGUCGGCGGUGAGCAUAUGCCAGCACCUGCCGGGGCUGGUGCAGCAGCAGGUGGCCGUGUGUCAGAGCAACCCGGACACCAUCAAGAGCGUGAGCGCCGGCGCCCGCAGGGGCAUCAACGAGUGUCAGAACCAGUUCAAAAACGAGAGAUGGAACUGCACUACGGGUGGGGACGUCGACAUGCCCUUCGGGUACACCAUCAAGAGAGGGAGCAAAGAGACUGCCUUCAUCUACGCCGUCACCUCAGCAGGGGUGGUGCACGCCGUUACCCAAGCCUGCUCGUCAGGGAACCUCACAGACUGCUCCUGCGACAUGAGCAAGCAAGGACUCUCAACUCCCGAAGGCUGGAAGUGGGGAGGUUGUAGCGACAACUUACGAUUUGGAAUCCAAUUCGCCCGCCAGUUCGUCGAUGCACCCGAGAAAGAACGCCACAAGAAAUUCAAACGGAAACGAAACUUGAUGAAUCUCCACAAUAAUGAGGCUGGAAGGGAGGCCGUUGCCCGUCUUAUGAAGAUGCAGUGUCGGUGUCACGGUGUGUCUGGCUCAUGCGAAGUGAAGACCUGCUGGCGCUCCAUCCCCUCCUUUUCUGCCGUUGGAGAUUACCUCAAGCUGAAGUACCACAGUGCAGUACAGGUAAAGGAGGGACUCCAUGCUAAUUUGCAGUUGAAGCGCAAGAAGCGAAGGAGUUCCUCACGCCGACGGGAGCCUCCCCGCAGAAGGCGACGAAAGCGCCGCAGUCGUCGAAACCGCCGCUUCCCAGCAGGGAAGGAUGACUUGGUCCACAUCCACAAGUCACCCAACUACUGCGUGCAGGACAAAAAGAAGGGGAUCCUGGGCACUCACGGCCGCUACUGCAACAAGACGUCCAACGGGGCUGACUCCUGCAAACUGCUCUGUUGUGGCCGAGGAUACAAUACCAAGGUGGAGACGUACGUUGACAGAUGUCACUGCAAGUUCGUCUGGUGCUGUUACGUCAAAUGCAAGACCUGCGUGACUAAUGUGGAUGUGUACACCUGCAAAUAAAACUCGAUUUGGUUUCAGGUUUCCCUAAGUCUUGGGUUAAUGGAAUGGGAGUGAAAGGAAAGCCUGAGGAACUUAACAGUCUUCGCUGCUUGAUCGAAGUGUCUCCGGUAUGCUGCUAAAGAAAUGUAUGAGGUGGUCUACUUACUGAGACAGAAACAGUCCCUCAACAUAGCUAAAUUUCUCAAACCUUGACAAUUAUGUAAUAAGCACCCAAAUAUGGAGGCUUAUUCUUUGAAAAGGAACAGUGCUGAGGUUUGGACCUGCAUUCGAACUUUGCAAAAGGGGUUCUGAGAGUAAAAACAUCAGAUCAGAAUAGAAAGUUAUCCUGUGUUGAUAGAUUACCAAUGAAGUAAGAGACAUUGUUAAUCAAAGGUGGAAAAGACAUGAUAACCAAAAAUUAGCAAUGCAAAUUUUGCUUUGGUUGCUAAGUGGAAACACUGUGUUGUCUCAUAAACCCCUAACAGCAUGUAAGAUGGAGAUGAAGUGUUGUGUUGUAAAACCUUGACAGCAUGCGAUGAAGUGAUUUCCUUUCUGGUAAACAGAUUUAAGACAGCAGGCGUCGCCAUAUCUCUGAAAUGCUGAACUUUAGAUUAAAAUGCUUUCUUCUUCUGUUGGUCAUGUUUUCAAAGAACUCGUUAAUAUGUAAGCAUUAGCAUGUAUCGUUUCAAUUCUAUGUUUUAACGAUGUAUGAUGUUGAUAGAUAUGUGUGUACCCUAUGCAGGCAGCCUCACGAUUCUUUAGGAAAAAAACCUCAGUUGCCUGAAGUUGACUGAGGGAAUGAAAGCCCUAUUUCUUCUUUGUCUUUAUCUUUUCUCCUCUUCUUCUUCUUCUGAGAAGCAGAGAAAAAUCAACAUGCCAACUAUAACGUAACAGACUCGUCCCAUAAGUUUCACCUAGUGAUCAAAAUGUUUCGUCCAAAAAAACAAACAUACUCUCCUCUGAAUGAAGUGGAAUCUUUA
This is a messenger RNA of Macrobrachium nipponense, 2905 nucleotides long. RefSeq names its product protein Wnt-16-like. Gene Ontology annotation, molecular function: cytokine activity; frizzled binding. Gene Ontology annotation, cellular component: extracellular region. The coding region runs from base 633 to 1946 and encodes 437 amino acids. Lineage: Eukaryota; Metazoa; Arthropoda; Malacostraca; Decapoda; Palaemonidae. The transcript has 7 exons. The record is from RefSeq and is a predicted model, not a curated record. Gene Ontology annotation, biological process: multicellular organism development; canonical Wnt signaling pathway; cell fate commitment.